Molecule: messenger RNA, 1282 nt
Organism: Exaiptasia diaphana
Lineage: Eukaryota; Metazoa; Cnidaria; Anthozoa; Actiniaria; Aiptasiidae
Exons: 4
Coding region: 391-792 (133 amino acids)
Source: RefSeq, a predicted model, not a curated record
AAGUUUAUUACGUGUAACAUUGUAAACAGUUUUUAAGUUGCAAAUGAAGUAUCCGUAUGACUGAAAGGUACAGAGCGAUAUAUAACCGCAAUAAGUGCGUUUUGAAGUCUGUAUAGUGGUGGUCUCACUGACGUGUUUGGCCGAGCUAACUUACUCGGGCUUCUUGUCUUACUUUCUCACAGCUUUGCUGUUAAUGAAUCGGUAUGACAAAGUAGCAAUCGUUUUUAUUGGACAAGUGACGUUCAUAUGCUAGCAUACUAGGAAGGGUAUUAAACAGCAGCUGUCCUUAAAAUCAACAUCUUUGAAUGUCUAUAUUGAUCGCCGCACAUCUUGUUAGCACAUUUUUGCCGCUGGAGUUAUCAAGCAGGACCUCGGGCAUACAGAAGGUAGAUGAUAUCAUCAAAGCAAAUGUCCAUCACCAAUGUUGCCAUGGUCACUAUGAUCAUGUUACUGGCUUCAUUUGCCCCAAAAACACAGAUGUGCGAAUUUUCAGCGUUGAAAUCCCCUUACAACAAAGACUACGCAUCAUCUGUUAACGAUGUUAUCACUUCCRGCGAAAAAAUCGCCACCUAUCACGUGGUCUCUGAAUUUCAGUGCGGAGAUCACUGCCUACGUAACAACAACUGUCGUGCAUACAACUAUCAGUUCAAGGCUAAGCCAGGUCAGCGCAUGUGUGAGCUUUUCAGUAGUUAUAAUCUUGAUCAAAACGACAGCAAAGACGGGUUUACUUACAGGCUAUACAAUAGAAUCGAGCAAUCAAAGAUACUAAGCCGCGAUGGCUGUUUACAUUGAUUAUACGACUACAAUUCCUCCUGCGCAGUGUUGCUGAACCAAAUUUCUAAAGAACGUCGUGGACUUCAUUUUCCAUUUCCACCUUCUAAUCUCAGUAUUACAAUMAGUUAACGUACGCGUUUUGUAAAUAGAAAAACAUCAAGAAACUACACAAAUAAUAAUAUAGUAGAAUACAGUCGACUUCGUAUGCCAACACUAGAGAUUAACUUAAUUAAGCUACCCUCUUAGACCAUCGUAUUAAAUGAUUCCAUUAGUAGUUUAGUAAUUCCUGAUUGGGGUAGUCUAUUCCAGUCAAAGUUCUUUUGUUAUACCAAGAUGUUGAUCCCCUAAGGAGUAGCGCAACCAAUCAGAAUUCAAGACUUUCCAUGCAAAUAAGGAGCGCAUUAGWGCGCGGGAAUAAAACAAAACAAAUAGUCAUUUUGAAAUACUUGUKUCUUACCGAACAUAUUUUCUACCACYCGCAAUGCACUAGUCCUUGCUGGAAGAGUAA